Planococcus citri (citrus mealybug) is the source of this 2183-nucleotide messenger RNA. Its product is annotated as esterase FE4-like. The transcript is spliced from 10 exons. The coding region runs from base 462 to 2096 and encodes 544 amino acids. Lineage: Eukaryota; Metazoa; Arthropoda; Insecta; Hemiptera; Pseudococcidae. The record is from RefSeq and is a predicted model, not a curated record.
CAGAAAAAGUAACGUUAAAUGUAAAAAAAAGGUAAGGUUUGAGGAAUCAAGAAAAAGUCUGCAUUUUUAAACACAUAAUAUUAUUCUUUCUUUGAAGUACCUUAUGAAUAGGUAGAAUACUGGAGGCACAUUACAGUACAAUGUACCUAAACACCGAGGUUCGGUUAUGUACUUUCUUUCAAUUUUGGAAAAAGCCUAUCUACUUGCUGUGCGCACCUUUCUUACUCCAUUAUGAAGAUAAAGUGAAAAAUCCGAAACAGGAAAAUACACUUACGUACAAUGAAAAAAUAAGUGUCUAGCUGAGCCGGUAUCGAAAAACAUAGCAAACAUGAUAACAUGACGGACAGCUCGCACAAAUGACAUCACAAUUUCUCAAAAAAGAAUAACUUCAAAGUGUCUCGCUGAGCGUUGGCAAUUUUUCACACUUCUGAAUUCAGUUCAAUUAUUCCACAAUAAAAAAUAUGUCAGAAAAAGUAACAGUUACCGUAAAAGAGGGUAAGGUUCGAGGCAUCAAAAAAAAGUCAACAUUUUCAAACACUGAAUAUUACUCGUUUUUUGGAGUACCCUAUGGGCAGAGCACUGCAGGAACAUUCCGCUACAAGGACCCUGUACCAAUCAAACCUUGGAAAAACAUUCUUGAUGCAACAAUUGAGAAAAAAAGCGGCUGCUUGCAAUUUUCAGUGCACCAUAAGUGUAUUUGUGGAUCUGAAGAUUGCCUAUACAAUAAUAUCCACACCCCCACAAUACCUUCGAAAGGCGAUCCGCUAAAGGCUGUAAUCGUCAAUAUUCACCCAGGAGGAUUAGUUCACGGUUCCCCAGAAACAUGGUAUUACGGAUCACCCGAAUUGAUAAUGCAUCUAGAUAUCGUAUACGUUUCUGUAGCUCACAGACUGCAUUUUCUAGGAUUUUUGAAUUUGGACUUGGAAGAAUGCUCGGGUAAUCAAGGACUGAAGGAUAUUAUAAUGGGUCUUCGAUGGAUAAAAAAUAACAUCAGCGCAUUCGGUGGUGAUCCUAACAAUGUGACUUUAUUAGGGAGCAGUAAUGGAGCUGUAACGAUACAUCACAUAAUGUUAUCGCCUUUGGCGAAAGGAUUAUUCCACAAAGCUGUCAUGAUGGGAGGGUACGCUUUCAAUCCCUUACGUAUUUUCACAGAAGAAAACGCGACAUUGAGCUCACAAAUUGCUCAAGACCUUGGUUACGAAGUGACUGAUAAAAGAGAUAAGAAAAAAUUACUAUCAAUUUACAGGAAAUUGGCGGUGGAAACAAUCGUUCAAUUCAGACCUGAUCGGUCAAUCAAUCAGUAUUUAGGAACGCCUUUCCCUUGCUCCCCGUUUAUGCCUACAAUAGACCCAGGAGAAAACGGUGCCUUACCAAAACAUCACAAGGAAUUGAUUGAUACUACUGCUCGAGUACCCAUAUUAUUUGGAAUUUGUGAAAAUGAGGCUGCAUUGGGAUUCUGCAGAGGAAUGAGAGAAGGAACAUUAAACCAUUUUUUUACUUCCAUUCGAUACAACUACUUCGGCUGGGGAUAUGAUUUAACAAAUGAUGAAAUACAAUUCAUCAAAGAACAAAUAGAAGCUUUCUAUUGGAAAGGAAAACCAAUAGAGGCAGCUCCACUGCCAUUGAAAAUUGACAUUCACACUGAUAUGGCAUAUUCGGAUGCAUAUAAUACAUUGAUAAAUGUAAUCGCAGCAGAUCUUCCCUCAUCAGUUUAUGUUUACAAAUUUACAUUUGAAGGAAAUGCGUGUACUUUAAAAGAUAAGCUAAUGGGGUUAUUUGAUGAACCGAUAGAAGGAACUCUUCAUGGUGAUGAUUUCUGUUAUUGGGCAAAAAUUACUAACCGUUGGGAUAUACACGAUCGACCAUGGACAUCAGAAACUAGUAAAAUGAUCAACACAUUUACCAAAAUUAUUGGAAAUUUUUCAAAAACUGGGAAUCCAAAUUGUGAAGAUCUUGGAACCAACUGGAACCCGUCAACUAUUGAGAAACCGUGUUAUAUGAAGAUAGAUAGGAAAAUGGAAUUGAUAGAUGGAAAACUAAAUGGAGAGCGAAUGGAGUUUUGGGAAAAUUUGAAGAAGAAAUUGAAGAGAGAAUGAACUGAAGAUGAAAUUCGAUAAAAAUGAAAACCUGUAGAAAUGUAGAUACCUACGCUUAAUUAAUAAUAAUUACGUAUUUCAAACCAA